This is a messenger RNA of Hibiscus syriacus, 1396 nucleotides long. RefSeq names its product RNA-binding protein 38-like. The transcript has 7 exons. Gene Ontology annotation, molecular function: RNA binding. Bases 165 to 1025 code for a protein of 286 amino acids. Lineage: Eukaryota; Viridiplantae; Streptophyta; Magnoliopsida; Malvales; Malvaceae. The record is from RefSeq and is a predicted model, not a curated record.
UCUCGUUAAGGGUAUCAUUAUUUGAAGAAUCUGAGGGUUUUUUUUGUGUGAAAAAAGUAGUGGUUACAGCCUCAGUACAGAGGGACAAGAAACUCAACAAAAACAAACGAAAGCAGAGUUUUUCUGUUUUAUUUGGGGGACUAUGCUAUUUUUCUCUUUGUUCUAUGUCACAACAAAGGCAAUUUCCGAUGGUGGGUGGUAACAAUCCGGGGCAGUACAAUGACACAACGUUUACAAAAAUCUUUGUUGGUGGAUUGGCAUGGGAAACUCAAAGGGAUACCAUGAGGCGUUAUUUUGAGCAAUUUGGAGAGAUUCUUGAGGCUGUUGUUAUCACAGAUAAGAAUACCGGGAGAUCCAAGGGUUACGGCUUUGUUACCUUUAAGGAUCCAGAUGCAGCUAUGAGAGCAUGCCAAAACCCUUCACCUAUCAUUGAUGGAAGGAGGGCAAACUGCAAUCUUGCUUCAUUGGGUGCUCAAAAGACUCGUCCACCAACUCAUCAGCAUGGGGUUGGACGGUUUAGAUCAGCACCUGGAUUAAUUGCAGCACCUGGUUAUCAUGGUUCAUCAACUUAUAUCCAACAACCUACUGAUCAAUAUUUUAUUCCUUACUCAGCUUAUGGAUACACUGGAUAUUCACAGGAUAGCGUUUAUCCUUUGAACUAUUAUAAUCUCUAUGGAGGCCAACAAUUUUCACCCUACUACACGAGGAUGCUUCAUAAUGUUUAUCCGUUUUAUCCCCAGAUGGUACCAUAUGCUUCUUUGCCUCAACAGGUUACUGGAGUCGUAUCACUUCCAUCUUCAAUGCCUAUGGCAGCAACUACAGCAGCAACGACAGCAGGUAUUACAGCAACAACUACAUCAACUGCCCCAGCUGUGGUGGAGACAACAACGGUGGCAACAACGAAAAUCGAACCUCCAAUAACAACACCUUUACCCCAAACCGCAACAACUACUGAUGUGGGGGGAAAGGUGCCAGGUCCUUCACAAGUUUCCGAGACACCUACCGAAAGGAAACCACCAAGUUAAUCCAUGUUGAGGGAGACAGUCUAGAUCUUUCAAGAACGACGUUAAGGUCGAGCUAACCGGAUGGCACAAUAGGAUUCGUGUCAUUACCAUCAUCAUUUUUUUCGGUUCAUCAUACAUGUAGUUUGGUGUUAGCAUUAGGAUUAGGAGAAGUUAUCAUCAUCAUCAUAUUCGUUCAUGUAUUUUGCACAAAGGUGGAAACUAAAUAUUGGUUUUUGGAUUCCACCCGUCAAACACUAAUUAUUAGAUGACUUUGUCUAGGUUGCAGAGAGCAUCCGAUGACAGCGUUUUUCAUAUUUGUAUCAAAAGUGGUUCAGAAGAUUGAUUUUGUAUCUUCGAACCCCAAAUUCCAUUGAUUGUUGAAUCAAAAGAAA